Messenger RNA from Zerene cesonia (dogface butterfly), 6195 nucleotides. RefSeq names its product paired amphipathic helix protein Sin3b (gene Sin3A). Gene Ontology annotation, molecular function: transcription corepressor activity. The transcript is spliced from 31 exons. Bases 423 to 4616 code for a protein of 1397 amino acids. Lineage: Eukaryota; Metazoa; Arthropoda; Insecta; Lepidoptera; Pieridae. The record is from RefSeq and is a predicted model, not a curated record. Gene Ontology annotation, cellular component: chromatin. Gene Ontology annotation, biological process: negative regulation of transcription by RNA polymerase II.
UAUAUGUACUAUCUUAUCAUAUAAGACGCAACAGCGUCGCUCGCUUUGUUCGCUUGCGGCCGACUAGAUUUUGUAUUUAUACAUCGUAUAGGUGGCUCAGAGUAGGUGAUGGUUAUGAAUGUUUUGUCGACUUGUCGGUUCUGUUUGCGGAGCGUCACGGCUGCGCGGGGGGGUGGCGUAAACCCGAAAUAGAAGCGCGGAUUGGAAACGCAGCGACGUGGCAACAGCGCCACUGUGCGUUCAGUGUAGGUUCAAAAUGGCGCCUGUGCGUGAUCGAUACCGUGGUAUUCUGGUUAAAAUGUCCGUAUUUGUGAAUUAUCUGGUUGUUGGUCGGCCCGAAUGGUGCUCUGGAAACGCGGGGUGUGCGCCUCGCAAGCCGGUGCCCGACCUCAAUGUGAACGUGUGAUGGUGUGAUCAUCGCGAUGAUGAAACGCACGGGUCCCAGGCUCGGACCUGAUGAACCGACGCCGAUGUCGCAGAGUCCCGCUCAGAUACAACAGGCGGGCGCAAGUAACAUGCAUACCCUGGCCCAAUCGGCCCAACCUCAAAUUCUAGGUGCAACAGCAAUGCUGUCGGUGGGCGGCGGGUUCGGGCGCGGGCCGCCGCGAGCCGGCGCGCCGCAAGUGAUCAACUACCUGAAGGCGAACGCGGUGCAGUACGCGCCGCCCAAGCAGCCGCAAGUGCCGCCGAGGGUUAAGCUGGUGUCCCAGCAAACAGGGCUGCCGCUGGGGGGGCGGCAGUCGCCGAGCCCGGCGCCGGCCGGCGGCGCUUCGUUCCAACGCCUCAAAGUGGAGGACGCGCUGUCCUACCUCGACCAAGUGAAAUACAAGUUCAACACGCAGCCGCAGGUGUAUAAUGACUUUCUGGACAUCAUGAAGGAGUUUAAGAGUCAGACUUUAACUUACAGUAUAGACACGCCGGGCGUGAUCACGCGGGUGUCUAACCUGUUCAAGGGCCAUCCGGAGUUGAUCGUCGGCUUCAAUACCUUCCUGCCGCCGGGGUAUAAGAUUGAAGUGCAGAGUAACGGACAGGUGUCCGUGUCGAUGCCGUCCCCCAGCGGUCUGGGCGCGGGCGUCGGCGGCGUGGGCGUGGGCGUCGUCGGCGGCGUGAGCGGCGUGGUCGGCGUGGGCGUGGGCGUGGCGCACGCGCAGCACGCGCCCGCGCCGCCCGGGCCCGGCGGCGUGCUGCUCGGCGUGCACCACGCGCCCGCGCAGCCGCAGCUGCUGCACCUGCUGCCCGUGCAACAGUCUGUCAGUCAAGUGGUGCACAAUUUGUCCGUGAACCCGAGUCCGGCGAACACCUUGCACCAUAUAUCGCAAGCUCACCAGCAGAUAGAGGCAGCUGCUAUACAGCAUCAUACUAGCGGUGGUCCGGCUAGCACGGGCGGCGGUCACGCGACGGCGGCGGGGCAGCCCGUCGAGUUCAACCACGCUAUCGAAUAUGUUAAUAAGAUUAAGUCGCGUUUCUCCCGCCAACCGGACAAGUACAAGCGUUUCCUGGAGAUACUGCACGCGUACCAGCGCGGCCAUCGCGACGUCAAGGAGCCGCAGGCGAAGCAGCAGACCGAGCAGGAGGUGUACUCUCAGGUGGCGAAGUUAUUCGAGAACCAAGAAGACUUGCUGGCGGAGUUUGGUCAGUUUCUACCCGAUGCAAAGGCGGUGACCAAACCGCCGCACUUGCCGCCGCACGCUAGAUCGCCUCCACCACCGGCGCGAGUGGAGCCUGAGCCGGAGAGAUUCACAAGUGCUGCGUCAGCAUCACCACCAUUGCCGCAACAUCCAAUUCAUCAUCCACAGGUCCCAAAGCAUACGACCCCAAGUAACGUGAGCGCUCCGCCGCCGCAACAUCAUCAUCUCAAGAGAUCUCCCAGCUUCUCAUCCUCCACACCACUAUCAUCGGGCGCGCCGCCCGCGAAGAAGGCGCGCGGGUGCGCGGUGGGCGCGGCGGGCGCGGCGGGCGCGGCGGGCGCGGCGGGCGCGCUGCGCGACGUGUCGUACGCGGAGGCGGCCAAGCUGGCAACGGCGCACGAGUACAACUUCUUCGACCGCGCGCGCCAGGCGCUGCGCUCGCCGCACGUCUACGAGAACUUUUUGAGGUGCCUGCUGCUCUUCACGAACGAGAUAAUCUCCUCGUCGGAGCUCCUGUGCGUGGUGUCGCCGUUCCUGUGCCGGCACCCCGAACUGCAGAAGUGGCUGCAGGACUUUCUGGGGCCUGUCUCGCCGCCGCACACACCCACGGCGCCUAAUUCCGGAUACAACAACACGAGUGGCUCGUCCACGCUCCUGGGCUACGAGAGGUCCCGUCUCGGCUCGGAGAGCAAGUCCCGCGAGCCGCUCGGCCUGCCCUCGGCCCUCGCACUGUCCACACCCCUGCGGCAUGACAGACCGCAGACGGAGACUAAUUUGGAUCUAGACCUGUCUACAUGCAAGCGCCUAGGCACUUCGUACUGCGCUCUGCCAAAAGAAGCGGCUUCCAGACGUUGUUCGGGACGCACCGCGUUGUGUAAAGAGGUAUUAAACGACACAUGGGUGUCAAUACCGACGUGGAGUGAAGAUUCCACAUUUGUGACGUCGCGUAAGACGCAAUACGAAGAGUACAUCUAUCGCUGUGAAGAUGAGAGAUUUGAGCUGGACGUGGUGAUAGAAACGAACGCGGCGACGAUACGCGUGCUGGAAGGCGUGCAGAAGAAGCUGUCGCGCAUGGCGGCCGACGACGCCGCCAAGUACCGGCUCGACGACUGCCUCGGCGGCCACUCGCCCACCAUACACCAGCGCGCGCUGCGCCGGAUAUACGGUGAUAAGGUGGCAGUGGAUAUAAUAGCUGGUCUUAAGAAGAAUCCUGUAGUGGCUGUACCCGUUGUGCUGAGGAGGUUAAAAGCUAAGGAAGAGGAGUGGCGGGAGGCGCAGAAGGGCUUCAACAAACAAUGGCGGGAGCAGAACGAGAAGUACUACCUCAAGUCGCUGGACCACCAGGGCAUUAAUUUCAAACAGAACGAUCUGAAGGCGAUGCGCUCCAAGUCCCUAUUCAAUGAGGUGGAGAGCGCGUACGCGGCGAGACGACCCGGCCCCCACUAUAUCGCCGAUUAUAAUAUGACCAGCCGGCAAGAAGCUAUAAAGAUAGUCCGCGACGCGGCCGAGCUGCUGAUACACCACGCGCGGCGGCAGACGGCGAUACAGAAGGCGGAGAAGCGACGCAUCAAGCAGCUGCUGCGGCACUUCCUGCCCGACCUGUUCAGCCAUCCGCGCCAGCCGCUCUCCGAUGAUGAGCGGGAUGAUGAAGACAAGGAAGAGGCGACGAGUCCUGGCAGUCCGACAGCCGGACAGAACGAUGAAAAGAAUAGCGUCAAACAAGAGAAACAAGAGUCGUCCGAGUCGGACAACGCGUCCGACAAGAGCACACGCAACAAUAAGAUCGACAAAGAGAAUAAACCGAAGAACAAUAACAACACGGACACUAAAGAUAGCACAAACCCAAGUAUAAAACGCAGUAGCAGUAAUGAAGACAAUGUUAAGUCGGAAAUGAAGAAUGAUAUGGAUAUUGAGGAUGAUUAUAGAGAUUAUCCACCUAAUGAGGGCCGGUUCGUGUGCACCUCGUCGUGGUACCUGUUCCUCAGGCUACACGCGAUACUGUGCGCGCGGCUAGCCGGCGCGAGGCGGGCGGCGCUAGCGCUGGCUGAGGCGGAGGCGGGCGCGCAUCGACCGCCCAGCGUGGCGGCCGCGCUGCGACUGAAGCCCAACAACCUACCGAACGAGGUGUCGUCACCGGCGGAGUACUACAGCACGCUGCUGGAGCUGGUGAAGGGCGUGCUGGACGGCAACACGGAGGCGUCCGCGUACGAGGACGCGGCGCGCGAGAUGUUUGGCAUCAAGGCGUACCCCGCCUACACUCUGGAUAAGGUCGUGUCCACGGCGGUCAGGCAGCUGCAGCACUGCGUGUCGGAGAGCUGGUCGGUGCGCGCGGCGGAGAUGGCGGCGCGCGGCGGCAUGCGCGGCCCGCUCGCCUACGUGCACAAGGCGGCGCGCUACCUGCGCGCCGACCACACCACCUUCCUCGUGCGCGUGUAUGGUGGUGAUGAGUGCAAGGUGACGUUCGAGUUGCUGGAGCCGGCCGGCGAGGGCCGCACUUCGCCGCAGCUGAACAAUGACAACUCGAGGUUAUCGCCUACUAACCAGUGCGGGCGCGAGAACGGCACGACCGGCGCCAUAAUGACGGCGGCCGCGUGGUCGCGCUACGCGGAGCGCUUCGCGCGGCCCGACCUCACGGCGCGCUGCCACAAGCCCGUGUUCCUGCGCCGCAACGCGCGCCGCACCGGCGGCGACUCGCACGCCGCGCUCGCCGCGUGCGCCGCGCCCGCGCCCGCCGCGCCCGCCGCACCCGCUGCGGCGCACGCGCCCGGUGCGGCGGCGGGCGCGGCGGCGCGCCGCCGCAAGCCGCCCCGCCUGCACGACCACUCGGAGUGCACCAUCGCUAACCCCAUACGGUUCGUAGCAUGCCGUCCGCACCAGCUGUACCGCGCGGGCUGCCUGUCCAGCGCCCGCGCGUCGCACCCGCGCCUGUCCGCGCUGCGCAGGGAGCGGUUCCGCGCCUGGCUCGCCUCCACGCAGCGUCCCACUUAGUUAUCCCACGCGUGGUGAUGGGAUUCGACCACUGAGUGACCAGCGGUGGUGGGAUACCACCGGGCUACGAGUGGUGAAGAGUUUUGGUGCAUCGCAAUGGUGGAGCUGCAAUUAGUGGUGUAUACCACCAGAACUUGAAGUGAAGAAGAUAGCGAAGCAAUGGUGACUAGCACCGACUUGUGGUGGUCCUGCAUAGAAAUUGUGGAGAAACUUUCUCUAAUAACACCAGAUUGACUGCCUCGAGUGGAGCUACCGUCAUGCAACAGUGCUUCCGUCACCAGGUUUUCAUGAAACUGCCACCAAGCUACCUCUAGCUGCACGUAGAGGAGGUUCCACCGCCACCUGCCAUCGCCAAGCUAUCAACAUGUGGUGAUAUUGAAUACUGCAUGCAUCACCAUGGAGCUGUAACCUUGGGAUUCCUUAAGUCUACCGCUGGAAUUGAAUAACCUACUGUUUGUGAACUAUAAGUGAAGCAAUUUUGUAAAAUUAACUACUGUGAUAAUAUGUGAUGUGAUCAGCCUGCCGUUUGAAUGUUGUAUGGAAAUUUAGAUCUGCUAGACUCGAGACAAAAUAUUACAUGCUGUUAAACGCAGUGGAUGUGUCAAUAUAAAUUUCUCAAUACAUACUGGCUGUAACAUUCAGAUAUAACUACAAAAUGUCAAAAAUUAACGGAUUAUUGUGGAUUUAAAACCUGACAUCUUGUACGUUCACUUUACAUAAUGCAAUAGUAGGUCGUUUAGAGAUUAAAAGUGGUAGAUGUCGAACGGUGGCCAAGUGGGCGAUAAGUAAAACUAAGCGAGCUACUUACUUUCCACAUCAAAACUUAAGUGGUCACUGCCUUUUCAAUGUUUAAACGUCAAACACCGCGUACAUUACACGAAAUAUAAUCGUAAAACAAUAUCACUGUAGCACACGAAACCGUCGUAAAGAUGUAAUAAUAAUUAUUUGCGUAAUAAAAUAUGUUUACAUGUAAAAUUGUAAAUAUCUUGUGAUCAUUACAUAAUUAACAGUAGCUCACCGUUGCAGUGAUCACUGUUGUCUCAAAUGUAUAUAGCGUUAAGGUCCCACGGGGGCGAUUAUUGCCCGUUCUGCCCCCGGGGCGUUGCCCGCGCGGGCAACUCGUUGCCCAUGGGCAAAUCUAAGCACACAUACGCUCCGUCGCUAUCGGUUCAUUAUUUUCUACAGCAAUGCUACAUUCCUCUACGCUUUGCUUUUUAUUGUAUUGGAGACCCUCGGCGAUUCUGUCAUUUGGCUGUAAUAUGGAACUAAGUAUUAAAAUACGAUGUGAAUAAAAAUUAUUAUUUAUUGAAAUGUUGUCGUUUUGUUGACGGGGCGUGGUAAUUGAUCCGAACUAUACAGGGUACUAACUCGAAUAAUCAUUUGGAUCGGUUUCAAUACAAUCUCUGAGUCGCGUUUUAGCGGCUUUGUUAGUGUAAGCGAGAGUUUAGAACGAAGUGUAAAUAUGUUCUGAAUUUCUUAUGUACAGAUCUCCAAGUACAUUGUAAAUAGAGUGAUUUGUUGAAGAACCAAUCUUGUUAAUUUGUAAUGACGAAGAUGAAUAAAUAUUAUUAUAUUUAUA